Molecule: messenger RNA, 547 nt
Organism: Solanum verrucosum
Lineage: Eukaryota; Viridiplantae; Streptophyta; Magnoliopsida; Solanales; Solanaceae
Product: RING-H2 finger protein ATL70-like
Exons: 1
Coding region: 1-528 (175 amino acids)
Source: RefSeq, a predicted model, not a curated record
AUGAACACCACCAUCACCUCCGAUCCAAAUUCCGGCACCGGGUGGUUCCUCGGAUCGGAACAAAUCCGGGGAUUCGACUAUGCCAUUGGUGUUUCCGCUAGCAUUGUUCUAUUGUUUGCAUCCAUAACAAUGACUUCAUAUUUAUGUACUCGAAAUCAAACACCACAAAGAAUGAUAAAUCGCGAUGACAAUAAUUGUGUGGAUGUGGAAAUGAGGAUUGAUGAAGCAACACUUUUGAGUUACCCUAAGUUGUUAUAUUCAGAAGCUAAGGUGAAUUAUUAUAAGGAUUCAUCAUCAACAACUAGUAGUUGUUGUUCAAUAUGUUUAGGUGAUUACAAUGAUAAUGAUAUGCUAAGGUUGUUACAAGAUUGUGGACAUUUGUUUCAUUUGAAAUGUGUGGAUCCUUGGCUUAUGUUGAAUCCAACUUGUCCAAUUUGUAGAACAUCACCAUUGCCAACACCACAAUCUACUCCUUUGGCUGAGGUUGUUCCUUUGGGUUCUAGACCUUCGGGAUUGAUGUUGCAGUAAAAAUUCUGACUCUGCUACU